AUGCCGGAGCAGGAGGAGAGCUCCAGCUCGGAAGAGGAAGCGCCAAGGCGCGAGGUGCGAGAGUCCAUCGUCGACCGAGCCGUGCGCAAGGCAGCUCUCAAGGGAAAGCUUGAGCCGGAGCUCUGGACCAAGACCUUCUGGUUUAGAUUGUACCUGGCAGUCAUCGGCAUCGUCAAUGUGCAGGUGAUGGCGCUGGAAACCGAUUUCGGCUGCCAUACAAACCACUGCCCGGAGCCUUUGAUCGGGAUUUGGACGGUGAUGGAGCAGAUCUUGACAGGCUUCUUCGUCCUGGACGUAGCCGCCAGGAUAUGGGAGGCCAAGCCUAGACGCUUUUUCAAAGGCGACGAGACGAAGGAGAAGUACAAGCUGGACGUGGUGAAUUUGUUUGAUUUCGUCAUUGUGGUGUUAAGGGCCUUCGACCUCUGGUUACUCACGCCCUUGGGCCGGACGGAGUCCGGGCUGAAGUUCCCCAGCGUCUUCAGGAUCAUGCACAUUAGUACGUUCGUCCACGAGAUUCAAUUGUGGAAGGGCUUCCGUGAGCUGUGGAUCGUCAUUUCCUUGCUGCGAGAGACGUUGCUGACGUUGUUUUGGUGCGGAUUCCUCAUCGUUGGCACCACCUGGGUCAUCUCCGUGCUGAUUACCAUCUCGGUUCUGACCGAUCCCAAGCUGGACUUCGACCUUAGCCGAAGCGUCUGGACCAAAGAGGACUACUGGGGCUCCGUAGGUAGAACGGUCAUCACGAUGUUCCAAGUCCUCCUGCGCGACAAGUGGGCCGACUCCAUUGUAUGGCCGAUGGUUCAGAAUGACCCGAUAGUUAUGCUGAUCUUCGCGGUCUUCUACUGCGUUGUGGUUCUUGCACUUAUGAACAACGUCACCGGUGUGGUCGUUGAGUGCGCCAUGGAGGCGUCAACCCUUUGCGGCGAGCUCUAUCAGAAGGAGCAGGGGCCUAGCUUGUAUAGUGGGGUGUUCUGCUCAGUUGCCAUGCACGGCCGACGGCGCUCGUGGACAUGCUUGGUAGCACUGGCCCUUUUUGGCUUGGGAGUGGGUCGUUCUUUCGCUGGUGGCCGCAUGCCGUUGCGGACAGCGAGGACUUGCUUGGAGCAUGGGCCACCUCGGGAUAGUGGCGACGAGCUCGGGGACCGAAAACUUCGCUUUGGAAAGCACAAAGGGAAGAGCUUCCGCGAAGUUGCUAAGAAUAAAUACUACGUAAACUGGUGCAAGCAGAAGCUGUCCAGAGAAGAUGAACUUUACAAAGACUGGCUGGACUAUGUCGCGGGAAAGCGGUCCGCUUCUGUCCGAUCGUCACAGAAGGCACAGCCUCGAAGCGUGGAAGCUCCUCCUGCCAGCUCGGUCAGCGCGUUGCCCUCGAGGACUGCCUCUCUCCAGAGCCCAUCAGAGGAGGCCCGGCUCCAGAGCAGGGCAGCUCCUGGUGCCCCUGCGACGUCGGGGAGACGCCAGUCAGCGAGGCCCAGGCCUUCUCAGGCGCCCCUCCAGGUCAAAGGACCAAACUCAGAUAUCUUCGAGUUACCCAGAGGCCUCCUCGAAGGCUACCAGCUCUGGUCAUGCAAGGGCAAAGCCGAACCGCCUGACGGGAAAACACCCUGGGCCUUCAGCUACCACGACGGAUGGACUUACGUUGGACGUGUCCGGCUUGGACGGAAACUCGUGCUGAACCUGAAGGAGGGGAGAAACGACAUGGCCGCCGCCCGCAAGGUCAACCACCAGGGAGCACGCUUCGAGGCACUGCCGAAGUACCACUUUCGUGGCAUCGUCCCGUUUGGCGGGAAAGCGCACAUUGCAGCAUCGCUCGAUCAGGAGCUCUAUGCCCCGGAGGAGAGGAAUCUGGGUGGUCAGGGGCGAACAGCCAUGGCUUCCUUGGUUGGUCUCAAGGUGCGUCCUCUUGGGCCUGCACAGUCCUGGUUCACUGGCUUGGUGAUCUGUGAGCCGGAAGACAGAAACAACAUCACUCUGACCCCGAGCAUUCAGCAGAACCUCCUGCAGAUGACGAAAACACCGAAGGUGUAUGAUGCAACGGCCAAGGCUCUUGUGGACGAGCUCCUUCUGACAGUCUCCAAGAAUUGCACCAAUGAGAGGGACUUGAAGAUGACUUUCGUCGCAAACGCGUUGAGGCCAAGCGUCACCGGGCAAGCGCAGGAGCAGAAGCUGAGAGGGCUGAAAGGCUGGGAGAGAUUCCAUGCCUUGCCACCCACCAAGAUUAUCCUGGAUGCGGCGACGCGCCAGCGCAUGAUCGCCGAAGAGGUCACUCGCCUAAGUGACAAGAUCUUCAAGUGGUCUCCCCUCCGUCCUCUUCGAGUGCAAGAUGGGAGCCCUUUCCAGAAGCUGGAGCCGCCAAUGCUUGUCGUCGGCAACAAAAAGUCUAUCAGCGGUGCCGAGAGACCGUCCAAAGUGCUCUUCAACUUAGACCGUGCCGGUUCGUUCAAAGUCAAGCCGAGCACACCUCUGCGACUGGGUGCUGCCACGUUUAGAGCCAACCCUUCACAGCAGGACUUCGUGGAGACGGUCUUAAACGAGGUCAGAAGGCUAUUGGAGAAGUACGGCAUAAGGGUCGCAGACACCUUGGCACCAAUCCACAAAAGCGGGUCUCUGGAGAAGGACGUCCAAAGCGCUUUGAGGUCCGAAGCCUUGACCCACGCCGACGCAGUUCUCCUUUUCGGUGGGAAGAUGAAUGAUGCGAUGUACAAUCAAGCCAAGUACGAAUGUCUGCGCUCGCAGAACGAUGCUGGGAAACACGUGACGACCCAGUGGUUCGACCUGGGUAAGAGCAACGUGUGGAGCCCGAAGUCCAAGACGCUGGAGUGGGCAGAAAAGAUCUGCGCAGUUGGCAUCAUCGCCAAGCUCGGCCACGCCCCUUGGGCAAUCAAUGUUCGGCCUUGGUUCCGUGCCGCACCCAAGGACAUUCGUGUGGGUGUGGUGGGCUACGAUGUGUGCCACCUGCGCAACCCCAAAAAUUUCAAAAAGCCCAUAUCCAUUGCGGCAGCCAUCCGAGUGGACAGUGAAAAGGACGAGGACCCCUGGCUCCUAAGCCACGUCACUUUUCGUACAGAGCGCGUACAGGUGGAGACGGUGCCUAGCCAGAGUCUGAAGGAAAUGAUCCCUGCUGACUUUGCGCGCGGCCGCCUGAUAAUCAUCCACCGGGACGGCGAGUUUCCGAAGGCGGAGCUGGCAUCACUGCGGGCCUACCACGAGGAGCUGGCGGCCAGCGAGGGCGGAAGCCAGACCACUUUCGUCCUGGUGGAGUGCGUGAAAUGGGCCGGCGGAUCACCCAGACUCUACGAGGGCACCAAGUCCGCUCCUGCUGGCGCAAUGUUGGCUUUGAGUGACAAGGAGGCACUCCUAGCCUCGAGCAAGGAUAUCUUCCAGGGCACUGCGAAUCCCAUCAGUUUGCGACUUGCAGGAGUUCUUGGAGAUGUCGCACACAGCCAGUUCGCGAUGGACAAGUUCGCUUGGGUGCAGUCCGUUUUCGACCUCAGUUACCUUCACCACGGUUCCGUGCUGAAGCGGCCAAGGCUUCCCAUCACUACUCACUUUGCCGACCGAUUAGCCUACAUGCUCUCUGCAUUGGGCAAGGAUGGUGGCGAGUGGGAGAGCGUCUUGGCAGACAACUGCUCUGGAUGA
Messenger RNA from Symbiodinium necroappetens, 3636 nucleotides. Lineage: Eukaryota; Dinophyceae; Suessiales; Symbiodiniaceae. The record is from the annotation of a GenBank genome assembly.